AGAAUCAAAAUGUCUUCACCCAAUGAUGACAUGGAAAUGGAAAAGAUUGCGGAAGACGAAUUGUCGAAGUUACAGCGGCAGUUCCGAGUAAUGGAGAUUGACAGGGCAAAUGUGACGAGCAGCGUGCAGCCGACUCUACGCGUUCAAAGGAAUAUCAUAAGUUCCCUCACCACGGAGUUAGAUAACAUUAUGACGGAAUUACGGCUAACAAAAAGUACGUCAAAUGUCAUGGAAAAUGCCAAAACAAAGGAGAGGAUAAUAAUUCUUCUAAAAGAAUAUGAGAAAAGCUCUGCAGAAGUAAAAGAGCACAGAAAUAUGAUCACCGAACUGGAUUUUCUCUUGAAACAAGUGCAGAAGGAGAUUAAAGGCUUGAGAUCAAAGGGUGUUGGGUUUGAGAAGGAUAACAUAAUAACAUUGACAAACCAAACCAUCACAAGCCAACUGGAGAACCGCCUGAACACGGCCAUGAAGAAGUUCAAUGCUGUGAACAGCGACAACUACUGCAUGAGGCUCGAGAUCGAUCGCCUUCUGCGUGACCGACAGUUCUUCAACGCGAUGUGGAAGGGACAGAUAAAAAGACUCAUGGAAGGUAAGGCACAGAUCCUCGAGCUGGUGGAACAGGCCAUCACCACCUACCACCUGAGGGAGGAGUGGUGUGCCAAGCUGGAUGCUUUGAAAGAAAAAGCUGCUAUGGACUACAGGAAACAUUGCUUGGAGGUGCGAGAACUCCAGCGUCAAUUGGACCACAGUAUGAAGCUUGAAGAGUUCCUCCGAACUAAGGGAACCGUCCGCCUCACAGCGGCCGACGUUAAAGCCGAAGCUAAGAAACUUGAGCAACAGGAACAAGAAAUACGCGCCUACAACAAUUACGUCAAUAUACUGGAUGCUAUUAAGGAGUAUGCAGGCGAAGAUGAUGUCGACAAACUGAUACUAGAAUUUAACCGUCGUGAGGAAGAAAACUACGCUCUGUUCAACUACAUUAACGAAGUUAACACUGAGCUCAAACACCUGAGCGACAAUGUGAAGAUGCUCAAGGCUAAUAUCGAUGAGGAACACGAAAAGCAUCAAGCUAAGCUUUACCAGCAGCAAGAUAGUAUUGAGAUGCUAAGAGCGGUUCUGGAGGAACGUCAAAAAGCGACUGAGAGCCUUCAGAACAUUUACAAUAAAACUCAUCAAGUUUUAUCUGGUUUGCUGCGGGAAGUACAAGUUCUAGCCAUGUCAUCUGAUUGUGAUUCUCUACCUUUACUGAAGCUGUUGGGUAAAUCUCUUGAUAUAAAUACAUCGAACGCGCGUCUGUACAUCAAGAGCUUAGAAAAGAAGAUCUUCGAAAUGACAGAGUUGAUAAAAUAUGAUGAGUAUAUGCAGUACGCAGAAAGCAAGGAGCGAACUCCGCCUGCUUCGCGCCGACGACGUCGCGCACCGCCCGCUUAA
This is a messenger RNA of Melitaea cinxia (Glanville fritillary), 1431 nucleotides long. RefSeq names its product coiled-coil domain-containing protein 63-like. The record is from RefSeq and is a predicted model, not a curated record. The transcript is spliced from 10 exons. Lineage: Eukaryota; Metazoa; Arthropoda; Insecta; Lepidoptera; Nymphalidae. The coding region runs from base 10 to 1431 and encodes 473 amino acids.